GCGUAACUUUCCAUUCAGCUGCCCUUGACACUAGCCUCGCAUGAUGGAGAUUCAAAGCUUCGAUGGCGUAGGCUUGCUUCGGGAGCUACUGCCAAUCCUACUAGCAGCUUUGGCUGCGCUGGUUGCUGCUAAGCUCUUUGUGGCACCGCGCAAAGCAGACCAGGCCCACCGUGCUCCACGUCAAGCCAUCCAGACCGACCUGAAGCUCGCAGGCCCAGAUGUGCCUACUUUGACCUUCUUCGGCGACCAGCUGAAGAGGUUUGAAGACGAAGUCCGGAGAAUCUACGCAGUUAACCAUGAUAAGCCGCCUUUCGGCAGAGGUAUGAAGAACCUGAAUGGCCCCGUGCCACCUUGCGAUGUCAAGGAAAGCAUCAGGCAAAUGCGGGCAGCCUGUGCAGACCUUCAGGAGCCAGUCACAGGCGGAUGGAGACUGCACGAACCAUUGGAUGAUAUCUUCUACACACGAUUUCUGACUGCUGUGGACUUUCACCAAGCUCGGGCUCUACAGCUGAUUCGGAACUACGUGAAGUUUCGCAGAGAGAUGCGCGGAGGAACCCCGCCAGACUAUUCCUGGCUGAAGGCUGGCCUCGGGAUCGUUCCUUUCGAGGAUGUCAUGGGCCGUCCCAUUAUCGUGGCGCGUGCUAAGUAUUUUGAUUCGCAGAUCUCAGCAGAGACAUUUCGCUCCUUUUACCGGGGCAUGGUGGACAGCAUCAUUGCACACCUCUUGAUGAAGCGGCGUCCGCAGCUUUCUGAUACAAAUCCCUUUGAGCAAUACGUCCUUGUGUUGGACGUGCUCGGGGCCACGCGCCGGAACUUCUCCAUGACGGCAAUCCAGGUCAUGAUCCAUGAAAGCAACAACUAUUACCCUGAUCGUGUUGCGCAAAUCUUUGUCCUAGGCGUCAAUUUGGCAGUCCGAAGCCUUUGGUCCCUUGUCAGCCCAAUGGUGAUGCCUCGAACACGCAAGAAGACGGAGCUGAUAAAGGAAGCUGAUGUCCCGAACCUCAUGAGGCAGCUUGUCGGGCAUGAGAAGCUGCCAGAGGAGUAUGGAGGGUCGGCACCUCGUUUACCAUCACCAGCUCAAGCCAAGACCCUAUCAGAUAUGGCAGGGCCCAUUCCUGCAGAUAUUUGGGAAAAGCUUGGAGCUGUGCGGAUGCUUGAAGAGAAGACCGCAAUGGCUUCAAAAAUCUGCGUGGCUUGGGAUAUGCCGCCCUAUGGCUUCCGGCAGAUGAGCUCCUUCAAGCUUUGGCUGCACAGCCGGGGGGAGAGCACUGCAAUCACCCGCACAAUCACAGACUGCGCAGACUUCUUGACAGACCUGCAACAAAGUGCAGAUCUCAAAAAGUUGAACCUGGACCUGCCAAAGCGUGAUGAAGGUUACUCGCCAAGCGGGUGGCUGUCAACAUGUUGCAGCAUCAGG
This is a messenger RNA of Durusdinium trenchii, 1417 nucleotides long. The record is from the annotation of a GenBank genome assembly. NCBI's taxonomy places the organism in Eukaryota, Dinophyceae, Suessiales, Symbiodiniaceae.